UUUCCCUCCUUUCUACCCACAUUCCCAAGAAUCAAAUACUUUCCCCGUCCCAGACCUGCAGAUAGGUUAGAUGUGUGUUUGUGUCUGCAUGUGUCUGUUCUCGUGUGUGAAGUUCCCCUCCUCCUCCUCCUCCUCUUUCCCAAUUGUCCCUGAUCACCUUUGGUAACCUUGUUCUGGCACCAAGAAAUGUUUUGAUCCUUUACUAUCAGCACCAAGAGUGGAUAUUUGGUAAAAACUGUGAUAUCACAGCCCACAGGGAGAAAUUUGGAUUCAGCAUAUUCACUUGGGAAUCUUGGGUCAAAGAUACAACCCAGGGCAAAUAUUCCUUAGGGUCUUCUCAUGGCUGCAGUGGCACCAUGUGAAUUAAGUUAGUAGUUUAUUCCUCACUUUAGUAGAGAAGAAAAAAUUUGAGCCCAGUUUCUAGACAUUUUAUGCAGUUUGGGAAACAAAAAAAGAUUCAUAGAGUCAAAAACUGUUUGGUUUUCUUCUCCCACCACAGACUAGACUCUUGCAGGUGAGUAGGGAGUUGGAAGUAGAUACCAUGUAAGAUUGUUUGAUGUAGCUCUGCAGCUCCUAGGUUGGGCAUUGUGGAGAGUUUCUCCUCUAUGUCUAAAAUUAUUGUCUACACUUCUUUAUCAGGUAGCAUGCAGUAGAGCUUUUGCAGUACACUUCCUGCAGAUAUAAUUACACCAAUUUCAUAGCGAAACCAAACAUUGGACAUUUGCCCAAAAUACUUCCCACACAGGUAGAAAAAAGUAAUCCAAUAUGUGAAGUUUUCUCUUGAAGCCACAUCAAGAUUUCAUGCAAAACUGAGCAUUCAUAGUGCUCAACUACUCUGCAAGAUCUGGACAAAAUUAAGAAGCCAACUCCUUUUCAUGGACAGGGGAGAAUUCAUUCCCAGAUGAGGAUCCCAAAAGACACAUAUUCUACCUGUCCUCCUGAGCCCUAUUUUUCUAUCUGAAAGUGAUGUGAGUGUCUUUCAUCAGCUUUCUGUUAUGGUGAUUUGUCCCCAGAGCAUCCCAUUCCUUGUAAAGAUGUGUCCAAAGCCUACCUGCCUUGUAAUACAGUGAAUGUCAGCUGGAGACCAGCUCUAGAGUCUCACUUCAGUUUCCACAUCCCACCAACCCUCAAAAGAUGAAGAGCCCAAUACUUGUUCUAAUGUUAAACCCCAUCUAUGAUUUGAAAAUAUCUGUAGGUCACACCUAGAAUUAGGAAAACAAUGACUUAGGUCCAAAAGUGCCCCUCUUCUCAUAGGACUCUGAAUAUCUGAAGGUGAAAUAAAGGGUGGGUUACAUUUGUUAUAGCUUUUUUUUUUUUUUAAUCGACUAUUCAGUGUUGGUCUUCAUUAUUUUUUUUUAUCCUUUUGAAAGCUUUUAGAGCCUCCUGCAUAACCGCCUCUGCCCCAUUCAGCGCUGAAUGGACGGUGCGCUGAUCUUUUUCUCGAUCUGGACAAUGAUCACAGAGCCAGAUUGGAUUAGUGAAACCUAUUUACCAGAAGUUCAGAGCAGUUGCAUGAAGCUGAAAGGCAGUCAGUAGGGAGAGGUGGAAAAUGCACCAGAUUUACAGCUGCAGCGAUGAAAAUUUAGAAGUUUUCACCACUGUGAUUUCUUCCAAAUCAUGUAGUCCUGCCCGAAGACGAGCCAAAGCUACGCAGCACAUCCUAACGAAGAGUGUGGUGACCAUAUCAGAACGGCGGCCCCACCAGGGCGAGCUCCUGCAUGUGCUGUACCAGGCCAGGGGUGAGGAGGAGGCACGGGGAGGGCACUGCCUGCAGGGUGGGCAGCGGGGAGCCUGCCCCACCAAGGGCACUGCCCAGCACGUGGGAAUUGCUGAACAAGAGUCAUCCAAGUCCUAUAAUCAUCUGUUGGACAGAAAAUCUUUGAUUCCUCCGUCUCCAGUUGCCCAUAUCACAGUGAAAGCUGUGGCUGUCACAGGCUCGCCCACACGUGACCGCACUUCUAUGGAAGACCACAGGCAGCGCUGGAGGAAGACAGCAGAGUAUGACCUGGCCUUGCCACCAGGAGCAGAAGCUUCCCUACCACUGACAGGAGGCAACCUGUGUGGGACACCCAGCCUCCUGAGGAAGAUGUGGAUGAAGCACAAGAAGAAGUCAGAGUACCUGGGGGCAACAAACAGUGCCUUUGAGGCGGACUGAUAAGGCUCAGCGUCCCUUGGAAAGGCAGAAGGUCCUUUAGCAGGACAAGGUGCUUUAGGAUCAAUGAGGGAACAGACACAGCACAGCUCAUCCAGGAAAAUUAUAUCCUUUCUAUUACUUGAUGCCAUUGCCUCAGAACAGAGAGAGAAAGGCUAACAAAGGUAAAAAUGGUGAAUAUGAUGUUACUCAAUGGCCUUUCCUUGUUGCAUUACAUUAAAAUCCCAACUAUCCCACUAGUUGUACAUCUUGACUCAAUGCUGAGACUACUGCUGACCCAUUCACCAUUUUCUGUGUCCUGUCUAAAUGAGCUUGGACUUGCAACAAGAGAAGCCUACGAAGAGGUUUGUGUAUUCCUGCAAGGCAAAGAUUGAUUACAGAGUGCCAUUAAAUCCCAGGGAUCUACUUGUUGUGCA
Messenger RNA from Sturnus vulgaris (Common starling), 2568 nucleotides. It is a transcript of the gene VXN, whose product is annotated as vexin. Lineage: Eukaryota; Metazoa; Chordata; Aves; Passeriformes; Sturnidae. Gene Ontology annotation, biological process: neurogenesis; neuron differentiation. The record is from RefSeq and is a predicted model, not a curated record.